This is a messenger RNA of Eremomyces bilateralis CBS 781.70, 2449 nucleotides long. RefSeq lists its product as uncharacterized. The coding region runs from base 1 to 2406 and encodes 801 amino acids. The transcript is spliced from 3 exons. Lineage: Eukaryota; Fungi; Ascomycota; Dothideomycetes; Eremomycetales; Eremomycetaceae. The record is from RefSeq and is a predicted model, not a curated record.
AUGAGUAAAUCAGGAGAUCAGGAAGCAGGACAGAGCCGGCAGUUGGUGCUUGGCAGUCUCGUUUCUCUUCAGGGGUUUAUUAUGCUUAUUGCAGCUGAGAUCAAGGAUUCCGGAGACCAAAACUCUCGCCAAGAGAGGGGUAACUGCCAUUGUGAUACUAUUAUUGACUUCCAAGGCGUUGUGGCGCUGAUAUCGUGCAUAUUGGAGGGUCUCGUUGAGAUAGGGAAAUCUGAUAAAGCUGGUGUAGGGACGGAGGUGGGGAACAAAAAUUGCGUUGGUCGAUCAUAUUUGCAACCUGGCAUCGAGCAACAGUCCAGUCCAGUCCAGAUGAGUUUGAAAGCAAAACUACUACCCCAUGGAUGGCGGAAGCCCACCUCCAAUCUCCAACAUGAACCCUCCAAUCCCCAACCUUCCGGUCUCCAACCCUCCAGUUCCCAGUCCCAACUAAACUUGGAUCCCGAACAUACGCGAGUGGAUCCGGCCUUCGACGACGAGUGCGCUUGGCCGCGGCGACUUCUUCAUAUAUCAACACUGACUUCAUACCCCUGGCGACCAGGAAACAUCUACGGGGGCAAGGAACAGCCACAGUACCAUGCUAUCACAUAUACUUGGGGAAGAUGGCAACUCUCUCCUGAUUCACAUCCUUCCAUCACAGCGUUGGACUUUGGCACUCCUUGGAAGAUACCCCGGGUGGAUCCAGCUCGCUUCACCAAGGAGCAGUUCGUCAACCUGAUCCGGAGCCUGCCGAGCUCCCACAGAAAAGGCAUGUCGGGCGCUUAUUAUGAUGUGCCAGUGGAAUUUGUGUGGCUUGACGUCGCAUGUAUCGACCAACGGAACGGAUCGCGCGAGAAAGAAUUGGAAGUUGGACGCCAGGCUGCAAUUUUCAAAGGAGCGCACUCCGUUUAUGCAUGGCUGCAUGAGUUUGAAAAUGCUGAGGUUGAGAAGAUCUUUGCACAAUUCUGCAAAGGAUACCGUUUUCUGUCAGCGAGCGAAGACUACGUGAAAGGUCUCUCUUCUGGACUGCAGAAAUCUGGGAAAGCAGCUGUGUUGGAAGAACUAGACGCCCCGGAUUGGGGCUUCGACUUACGAAAAGCUCGCGCGAUGGCAGACUGGAGGGGGUUGAGCUUCGAACCAGACGUUCCAGCAGCAAUACUGCCAGAAACCAUUGCUCACGACCCACAACUAGCUACGAUGAAUGAGAUGGUCAAAAACUUGACAAAGCAGAGUGGGAUGUUCACUCGUUCUGGAAAGCCGCCGAAGAAGGUGCAGGAACCGAAACCGACAGUAGACGACUUAGUGGAUCUGUUAGACCUUGCCCGAGACUUGAAACAGUGCAUCUGCACGAUGAUUGAAUCCAUGGAGAGCUUUGCAAAGGAGCCUUGGUUCUCAUCGCUGUGGACUCUUCAGGAAGCAUACUUACGGAGCGAUGCGCACUUAAGGGACCGUGAUGGACAACCAUGGAUUAAGAGAAUCAGUAAAUGGUCCGACUUCACCGUGCUCUCCGAUUUCACGGACUUUAUUGACGAGGUCGGGCAAACCCUCGAUGCGUCCUUUUUCCGAGACGUACGACCAGCACAAGCCCUUCGGACAUGUCUCGAGAAUUCAGGAUGCAUGGAACUCCGCGCUCGACUUCCAACAAUCCUUCUCCGAGCGUCACAGAAGCGUACGGUGAAGACAAAGCGCGCGAAUGAUCGCGUCUACGGUAUCAUGCAAGUCUUCAAUCUCAAGCUGGGGAGAUCAGCCCCAGACUGUCCUCCGGACCGCGAGUUUGAUCUCAAUGAUUUGCAGGACCAACUUGGAGCUGCACUCAUAGCAAAAUCUCCAAUCAUGAGCCAAAUGUUCUUCCAUACGAAGCCGGUACCACCUGGGAAAGGAUGGAGGAUAGGCCCUCAUGUGGGUAUUCCGAAAUUAGCAUCCAGGAUGGACGCAUUCUUGACAGACGAGGCAGACAUUGGUGCUAGAAUCGACUCGAGAACAGAAGUGUCCGUGACGACAGUCGGCGGUACUAUCGUCGGCGACACUGUCGUCGGCCGCACUGUCGUCGGAUACUUCUCAGGUCCUACCUGCAAUAUGACGGCUCUCCAUCAGACCUUGAUCGGAUUUGGGCCAAAGAUCGAUGCCUCAUUUGAAUUUGAUGAGCUCAGUCCGUUCGAUAUGUCGCAAGACGGUUCUAAAAUCGAGGCUUUGCUUCUUGGUAUCUGCAGUCAAGGAAGCAGGCCUACAACAGCAGUGUGCUUGCUGCUCUCUCCUUCAGCAGAUGCUACGCCAGUCACCGAAUGGAAGCGUCAGGGACUCAUGUUCUGGGACUUGGAGGACCCGGUCAUACGCAAUCUCGACCAGGGACAGAGGGAAAUGAUGCAAGGAGUGGGACGGCAAUGGCAACACCGAAUAGGGACUUUCGGUUAAUAUAUGAAACAUCCCUAACUUAACUAACUAGUUAGUUGUAUAU